AUGGAGAUGCCAGAGAUUGAUGAUGGCGGUCUUGCUUUCGACUUCGACCUACCUGGCAUGCCAGCCGACUCCACCACCGAUAUCUUAGACUUCGACUUCUGCACCGCAACUGACUCCCUCGACGCGCUUACGGACAUGUUCAACACACCAGCUCAUCAGGAAGAUCAGUUGACUUUACAAAAAUCUUAUACCCCAGUGAGCCAACCCUUCUCAGCAAGACACCUGUCACCCUUCGCAAAGUCCAGAGUGGAGUACUCAAUCGAGCUCGUCAAACUCGCGCCAAAGAUGAUGGUAGAGCAAUGUUGCACACCAUGGGCCCACCCUUUACUUUACGAAGACCACAUGCCACGAUCAUUACAAGACGCACACGCGGCAUGUGCCCUUUAUGUGACCAUGAACGAUAACAAUGCUGAGCACGUCGCACGAUUCAUCACAAGUCGCGCAGAAGAGCUCAUAACCACUUCUAUACCCACUACGCCCAUCGAGGUCCUAGCUCGCACACAGGCUCUGAUGUUGUAUGAGAUCAUGCUCAUCUUUGGCGGUGACAUACGACUAUACGCUCGAGCUGACGCCCUGAUACCGCAUCUGGAAGAUGUGGGUGUCGUCCUCCUACCCAUCGCAGCAGAAGACCCCGAGCUUCCAGCAACUCUUCCGCUUUAUCCCAGUACAGCCGCUCGCUCAGCCUGGCAGUCGUACAUCUUCCGUGAGUCAGCCAGACGUACGGCCUUGGUAGCUUUCCACGUAACCGUCAUAUACACCCUGCUGAGCGGGCAGAUGAGGUCUUGCGCGAAAGAGCUUUCUUUGAAGAACCGCGUCACGCUUUCUGCGCACUUGUGGAAGGCAACGAGCGCUUUUGACUUUGCCAUGGCGUGGAAUAGCAAGAGUCACUUUGUCAUCAAGGAGCUGGACUUUACGGAUGUCUUGAGGGGUGCGCAGCCUGAAGACCUUGAUACGUUCGCUAAUAUGAUGCUCAUUGGUCUUCAAGGCAUCGAUGAAAUACGGGGCUGGUAUCAUACACGAGGCGGGGCUCUCACAUAG
Messenger RNA from Alternaria conjuncta, 1038 nucleotides. RefSeq lists its product as uncharacterized. The record is from RefSeq and is a predicted model, not a curated record. Bases 1 to 1038 code for a protein of 345 amino acids. The transcript has a single exon. NCBI's taxonomy places the organism in Eukaryota, Fungi, Ascomycota, Dothideomycetes, Pleosporales, Pleosporaceae.